UAAACUAAAACUAGCCACGUCAGGUAUUCGAGAAAAUUUAGCGAAUUAUAAUUUGUAUUUAGGCGACCAGAGUUAGAAUAAGCGUCACGUGCUACACGUAUUUGUUAUAAGACAUUUGUGGUAGUUUUUGAAAAUAUUUAAUUUGCCAUAUAAUUAUAAAGUAUGUCAUCAACAGAAGAGAAUUUAGAACUAAAAGCUGGUCACCCUCCAGCAGUGAAAGUAGGUGGAAUGCGUAUCACUCAGCACAAACCCCCAACUCAUGAAAAGCCCGUAGAACCUCCAAAGAAGGAAGAAGAUGAGGAGGAAGAAGAGGCUCCAGUAAGCAAAAGUCCUCCAAAGCAGCAGAUUUUGAUAUCUGGUGCUCUUGCCCGGGGUGAUGCUGACUUCCCUGCUGAAGCAGUCAAAGCAUUUCAUGAGAAGCCCACUCCUACCAAAGAUGUUCGUAUGUCCAAUAAACCAACAAUCAUUCACCAACCAAGAAAAUAGACAACAUCCUUAUCAUGGGAAGGAAACUGGUCAUUUUUAUUGCUUGAAAUGGUCUGUUGGUAUGGAUUUUAGAAAGUAACAAAAACGUGUACUUGGCUACAAACUUUUCCUUCAAUCUAAUGUUACAAUAUUUCUUUAUGAAGAAUUGGAAUAUACUAAAAAUAUACUUUGUGUUUAUUGAACUGGACAGUGCAUCCAUAAAAAAUCUUUCACCCACUUAAAAGUUUAAUUGCUUCUUGUAUCUAACAAAAUUUUUAGUUGCAUAUCUUUGAUUGUUAAAUUCAAAAAUAUUCUGCUUUAUAUUAGAGCAAGAAUGAAUCUGGUAUAACACAAGGAAAAUGUGAUAUUCAAACACAAUUAGUUUUAUAAAAUAAUAAAAUCAUUAUAAAACUGUUAGGGAUUUUUCAGAUAUUUUUGUAAAUGUUUGUUGCUUUUAUUGAGUAGGGUUAUCUAAAAAAAUCAUGUUACAAAAAUAAUUUGCUUUCAGUAAAUUAAUUGUUAUCAGAGUUCCAAGUUUUGGUGCAGGGGACCAUUCUAUGUUUGCUGUAUUUUACAAGUUUUGUUUUUCUUGCAAGUAAUGAGAUUGUUGAUUGUUUGGAAAUAAAGCAAAUGUUAAAAAUAAAAAUUUUGUAAGUCAAGAAAA
Messenger RNA from Limulus polyphemus (Atlantic horseshoe crab), 1129 nucleotides. Its product is annotated as death-associated protein 1-like. Gene Ontology annotation, molecular function: death domain binding. The coding region runs from base 163 to 486 and encodes 107 amino acids. NCBI's taxonomy places the organism in Eukaryota, Metazoa, Arthropoda, Merostomata, Xiphosura, Limulidae. Gene Ontology annotation, biological process: apoptotic signaling pathway; negative regulation of autophagy; cellular response to amino acid starvation. The transcript is spliced from 4 exons. The record is from RefSeq and is a predicted model, not a curated record.